CGUUUUGUCUCCUUCUCCUUUCUCCUUCUCUCUCUCUCUCCCUCUCUAACUAUAAACAAAAACCUACUUUUAAUUUCUCUUACAAGUGAAGUCAAGAACCAAGAAGAAGACAUGACAGGUGAAGUUCUUCAGACAGUCUCUAGCGGAUCCGGAUUUGCUCAGAGUUCAUCAACUCUUGAUCAUGAUGAAUCUCUCAUCAACCCUCAUCUUGUUAAGAAGAAGAGAAAUCUCCCUGGAAAUCCUGAUCCGGAAGCUGAAGUAAUAGCUUUAUCUCCCAAGACCUUGAUGGCUACGAAUCGGUUCCUAUGCGAGGUCUGUGGCAAAGGUUUCCAAAGAGACCAAAACUUACAGCUUCAUCGCCGAGGACACAAUCUUCCAUGGAAGCUAAAGCAGAGGACGAGCAAAGAAGUGAGGAAACGUGUCUACGUUUGUCCAGAGAAGACUUGUGUCCACCAUCACUCUUCUAGAGCCCUCGGCGAUCUCACCGGAAUCAAAAAACAUUUCUGUAGGAAACACGGCGAGAAGAAGUGGAAGUGCGAGAAAUGUGCCAAGAGAUACGCUGUUCAUUCUGAUUAUAAAGCUCAUUCCAAGACUUGUGGUACUAGAGAGUACCGUUGCGACUGUGGCACCAUUUUCUCCAGGCGAGAUAGUUUCAUCACUCAUAGAGCUUUCUGCGAUGCGUUAGCGGAAGAAACCGCUAAAAUAAACGCAGCGUCUCAUCUCAACGGUUUAGCCGCGGCUGGAGCCGCAGGAAUUAAUCUAAACUAUCAAUAUCUCAUGGGAACACUCAACCCACCGCUUCAACCAUUUGUACCGCAACCGCCAACGAAUCAAAACAACAACCAUCAUCAUUUUCUGCCGCUACCUCCGUCUUCCUCUUUCUCACUCUCCCUAUGGAUGGGACAAGACAUCGCGCCGCCACAAACCCAACCCCAAGAUUAUGACUGGGUUUUCGGAAACGCUAAGGCCGCGUCUGCAACGUGCAUUAAUAACAACAAUCACGAUGAGCUCAUAACACAAAACGCAAACGCGACUUCGACCACUACUACUGCUACUAAUUCUCUCUCUGUGCCUUGUUUGUUCAGCAGCGAUCAAACACAAAACGCAAACGCAAACGCGAAUAUGUCCGCUACAGCGUUACUUCAGAAAGCGGCUGAAAUCGGCGCCAAUUCGUCGACGACGGCGAUGACCACAGACCCGUCGACGAUUCUCCAGAGUUUCCCGCUAAAAUCCUCCGAUCAAACCGCCACUUAUGAUUCCGGAGAAAAGUUCUUCGCUUUGUUCGGAUCUAACAACAACAUUGGAUUGAUGAAUCAUAGUCAUGAUCAGGAGAUUGAGAACGCUAGAAAUGACGUUACGGUUGCGUCUGCGUUGGAUGAAUUACAGAAUUACCCUUGGAAACGUAGAAGAGUUGAUGGAGGAGGCGAGGGAGGUGGAGGAGGGCAAACUCGGGAUUUCCUUGGGGUCGGUGUGCAAACGUUGUGCCCUCAUCCAUCGUCUAUCAAUGGAUGGAUUUGAAACGAUUUUAAAGUUUCGGGGGUAAUGCUUAAAUAACGAAAAAGGACAAGGAAUCUUUUGUAAUUUCCACCAUUUUCUAAGAACGCAUAUGGUAAUGGAAAUGUUUUCUUUUA
Molecule: messenger RNA, 1631 nt
Organism: Eutrema salsugineum
Lineage: Eukaryota; Viridiplantae; Streptophyta; Magnoliopsida; Brassicales; Brassicaceae
Product: zinc finger protein NUTCRACKER
Cellular component (GO): nucleus
Molecular function (GO): DNA-binding transcription factor activity
Source: RefSeq, a predicted model, not a curated record